Molecule: messenger RNA, 3712 nt
Organism: Wyeomyia smithii (pitcher-plant mosquito)
Lineage: Eukaryota; Metazoa; Arthropoda; Insecta; Diptera; Culicidae
Gene: Syngr
Product: synaptogyrin
Exons: 4
Coding region: 274-966 (230 amino acids)
Cellular component (GO): neuromuscular junction; synaptic vesicle membrane
Source: RefSeq, a predicted model, not a curated record
CUUGGAAAAUCGCUGUCACAGUGAGUCAGUUAGGAUUUGCUAGUGCGAGGAAAAACAUUCCGAAGGCCAUCGACGGUUUCGUAAGCGUUCUCGCGGUCGAUUGGAGAAGUGAAGUAGAAAAAAGUGUUUUUCGCCCGAAUUUAACGGUUGAAAGUGUUGAAUCGAACCGUUGUUUAGCUCCAGAUCAGCAAAGAAGCAAAGCAAGCUUUGCAGCGCAUUUUUCACCCAGGAAACGGAUCAGUAAAAGGCCUCAAAACGGAGCACAUAACGAAAAUGAUGGAUUUCAGCGGUGGGGCCUAUGGUGGAGGCAAAGCAGGUGGGGCAUUCGAUCCUAUCGGCUUCGCCAUGAGGCCCACCGUGAUCCUGCGAGCCGUCUGUUGGCUAUUUGCGAUAAUCGUCUUUGGUUGCAUAUCAUCCGAGGGUUGGCGGGAAGAGAACGGCAAGGAGUAUUGCAUAAUUAAUCGGGACACGAAUGCUUGCAACUACGCUGUCGGCAUCGGCGUUAUCGCCUUCCUGGCUUCGAUGGGCUUCAUCGCGGGCGAAUAUUUGUUCGAGCAGAUGUCAUCGGUUAAAACACGAAAACACUACGUCCUAGGGGAUCUUGCGUUCUCCGCUUUGUGGACCUUCCUGUACUUCAUCGGCUUCUGCUAUCUAACCAACGCGUGGGGAAAGGCGGACGAUCCGCCGAACGGUGAAGGCGUUAAUAACGUCCAGGCUUCCAUCGUGUUCUCGUUCUUCUCGAUUUUCACCUGGGCAGGUUGUGCCUAUUUUGCGUAUUUGCGCUUCAAGGCGGGCGUGGAUCCUUCCUUCUCGUCGACGUACGAGUCGGACCCGAAUGCGACCACGCAGUACUCGGCCUAUCCGGUGGGCGGCGGCGGCGAUAGCGAACAGUUCCAGCAGGCACCCUUCGGGGGACAGCAACAGCAGCAGCAACCGGCUGGCGACUUCUCAGCUACCACCUAUUAAAACAAGUCACAACUUACGCACCCUUAUCCGGCGUACAGCGGAGAAGCAUUAGCAGGAAGCAGCCAGCAGUAAACGAAAAGCUUACAACACAGCGUCCGAUCACGCUGUUGGUGCAAAUUUUCGAGGCUCAACAUGUGCAACCAAGCAACUUUUGAUUACGAUCACUGGGCUUGUCAUGAACUAGCGAACACAACAGCAAAAUCGAACAUAAGAUUUCUAACACAUAAAAAACAAAAACAGAAACCAGCAUCUCAAGACGGACAUUUUUUGAUCGGCAUUUGAAACCGAUAAUCGGCAAUAUUUUUCGAAAUCUUGAAAGAGAAGUAUCAGCUAAGACGCAAUAAUAAACUUAUUCAUGAGAGAAGAGGAAAACAAAAUACACCCACACACUUUUACAUAUUUCUCAUACGCGUACGAGUCUGCGCUCGUUUGCGAGCGAACAAAGCAAACCAAACCAAACCAAAAACACUCACACACAUACACGUAUAUAUACAUACUUACCAGAACAAUGAAGUAGUAAGUAGAGAACAAUCGGAUGAAAAAACACACAAUCUAAUGAAACAGAAAACAAAAAAAAAGAAAAGAAUAUCCAAGCAAAAAAGAGAUUUAGAAAAUAUUGUUAGUUUACGAAAUAAAAAAAACUAAUAAAAAAGUGUUAUCCUAAAACCAGACCGUAAAACAUAACAAAUAAGACAAAGAGAAAUGGAAAAGAAGCAAACAAAAGAUAUCUUAACACAUAAGUACUUGAUAUAUAAUUUAUCGUACAGGCUGAAUGUAUGGAUGGAACAAAAAAAAAACUUGGAACGCAUUUUGGUUAAAACGGUGCCGUACCUAGUUUCGUCAGGUUACGGUGCCAGAUACGAGGGGAGCGGUCUCAUCUGCCAUAGCCUUUUUCGAAGAUUCUAUUGAGAUUAAACACAGACGAGAAACUUUUUCAAAACAUAUUUUUCACAACAAAACAGUAUAAGACAAACGCAAAUUUUGCAUUAAGAAAUGAACAGUGUAUGGUGGAAUGAAAUCGAUUUUAGAGUUUUUUGCAGUGAAAUACUAAAACUAUUACCGUUUGCACAUUCCGUACGUUUUUUGUUUAAACAAAAUAUUAUAACAGGAAUUGAUUGGAUGUUAUUAAAAUAACUCACCUCUUUCGAACCUUUCAUGAAGAUACUUUUGUGGAGUAUAAAAAGUAAAAUUAAACACACAAAAACUGCUUACAUCACUUACCCAAUAAUCGCUGACGGUAAAAGAUAAAGCAUCAUAACGUUUUCGGCAAACUACAUUAUCGACAUUUGCUUGUUAUGAAAUGUCAAAACGACCGAGGAAAAACAUCGCCAUCUAAGAUUAUAGUGAUUGGCGACCGUUAGCGUUAGCCAAUAACUUCUGCGGGCUUUGUUGAUUGUACGGAAAUUUUAAAUUUACUAAUCUGUCUUGUUACUUCAAAACAAAUACUUGGCUAUAUUGGCAAAUAAGGGACGCGUUUGCGUUGGUAGGAUAAAACCUAAACUACAAGCUGAAAUGUUAUUAAUAUACACCAUAAGCAUUAUUUAUAGAACAAAUCAAGAAAAAAAAAACAGAGAUAAAAUACCGAAAUCAACCGCUCUUAUAAGAAAAAACAAAGUAAAGAGUUUAAACUGUACCGUAGUAUUCAUUUUUAUUUACACUGCUCUAGAGACGUAGCUAUUUUCUGUUUUUCGCUUGUUCGGGAAACGGAAAUACUCAUUCCCCGUGGGCGAACAAAUACUAUAAAUCGUUGGUAAAACAAAAAAAAAACCCGCAGCAAAUUGCAUUGUAGCUUGUUUCAUUCGAGUGCCACCCAUUGGAGCAUUCUUACUAUAGUUGUAAUGGUGUAAACGUUGUAAAUAAGGUAAACAAAAUAUAUGCUUUGAUCAUACCACCAACAGUCGAGGCUAAUCCAAGAAACCACUGCUUGAACUCGACUAGAUAAAGUUGAACAGGCUUUAGACUAGCAGAUAUUAAGUUCAGUAUUUUGCGUGAAAAAAUCCGUUUCCGAUAAUCAGUUCUCCCCAUGGAUAGUUACGAAUUCCCAUCUAACCACAAGUAAACAAACCUAACUCGGAAAAAGUGAAAACAAAAAAAAUCUUAUAGUAAUGGAUGUGAUUUCGAUAAUCUCUACAGCAGCAUGAUGGUUAAAUUUAGAGGUACAGCAGCUAUACCAAAUAAUAUUUACCCCAGCAGGCGUUGUUGGUCGAAGUUAAGUUAAUUGGAAACAUUCCAACGAACGGUUAAAAAGAAAACCGGGUCAAAAAUAAGUAACAAAUAACGCGGAUUUCAGAAGUAUCAACCAGUUGGCGUUGGUCAGGCAGUACAACCUUAAAUGGUGACAGGAGAAACCAAUUUAACGUGUAAACAACACAAUUUCACUGGUUAAAUUGCAUGACAAACCACUAAAACAGAGCAAAAGAGAUAGAACACGAAAGUGAACAACUGUGCGAUCUUCAUUGUGUACUAUUUAUUAGCUUGUUUUUAAGUUUUAUAGAGUUACUUUUAAAUGAAAUAAAAAUAUAUAUAUAUUAAUAUGUAAGACCACGCAACUGGUCAUCAAAACGUUUUGCGCUAAACCAAAUGGUAUUGGAAAGACGAAUCUUGGUGGUGAAGAAGAAAAACAAGCAAAAAAAAAACACAACCUACAGACAGACAUAAACACUCACAUAUAGGUAUCGUGAAGAUGGCGAAAGAAAACCAAAACCAAAUAAAUUAUGUUAAUAAAAAUACAUUAGGAAAAAUGUAA